CCAUUGGGAUUCGAGAACCAUAACUUCCUCCUCGCCCACUACGUAAACCGCCAUCCGAUCCCAAGUUGCCGCCACAACACAACGCGCAUAGCAAACAACAACAAGCCGCAAAUAUGGCCGCAUCAAAAACAACACUCCAAGAGUUUGAGGCCGUCUUCCCCAAGCUUGAGGAGGUCCUGCUCGAGCAUGCCAAGUCUUACAAGCUGCCCCAGGGCGAGAUGGCAUGGUACAAGAAGAGUCUCGAGACGAACGCCAUCGGUGGCAAGUGCAACCGCGGCAUGUCCGUCCCCGACUCAGUCUCGGCCCUCCUCGAGCGUCCCCUUUCGGAAGACGAGUACUUCAAGGCGGCCACCCUCGGUUGGAUGACGGAGCUCCUGCAGGCAUUCUUCCUCGUCUCGGACGACAUCAUGGACUCGUCCAUCACUCGCCGUGGCCAGCCGUGCUGGUACCGUCAGGACGGCGUGGGCAUGGUUGCCAUCAACGAUGCCUUCAUGCUCGAGGCUGCCAUCUACACACUCCUGAAGAAGUUCUUCCGUGACCACCCCGCCUACGUCGACCUUCUCGAGCUCUUCCACGAGGUUACAUACCAGACCGAGAUCGGACAGUUGUGUGAUCUGCUCACCGCCCCCGAGGACAAGGUCAACCUCGACAACUUCAGCAUGGAGAAGUACCGCUUCAUUGUCAUCUACAAGACGGCCUACUACUCCUUCUACCUGCCCGUUGCCCUGGCCCUGCACCAGCUCAACAUCGGCACCCCCGAGAACCUAAAGGUCGCCGAGGAUAUCCUGAUCCCCAUGGGAGAGUACUUCCAGGUCCAGGACGACUACCUCGACAACUUUGGCCUGCCGGAACACAUUGGCAAGAUUGGCACCGACAUCAUGGACAACAAGUGCAGCUGGCUCGUCAACCAGGCUCUGUCCAUUGCUACUCCUGAACAGAGGAAGAUUCUCGAGGAGAACUAUGGUCGCAAGGACAAGGCCAACGAGGCCGUCAUCAAGAAGCUCUAUGACGACAUGGGACUGGAGCAAAAGUACAAGGACUACGAGGAGAAGGUGGUUGGUGAGAUUCGUGAGAAGAUCUCUCAGAUUGAUGAGAGCAAGGGAUUGAAGAGGAGUGUGUUUGAGACGUUCCUUGAGAAGAUUUACAAGAGGAGCAAAUAGAGUCUCGAUGCUAUAUGCUAGAUGCUAGAUGCUAGAUGCUCCUUUAAGCUGAGCUUGGCUGGAGACAUGGUGUGGUAGGGAGGCAUAGAGCAAUUUUGGCCUUGGUGGUAACUGAUAAAGCUAAUGAAUCAAGAGCAAACUUGCAAACAGUUGGGACCAUGUUCGCAUUGAACAGUAGUUAUCUGACUCUGCACCACCAGCAUCAACCAUGGCAGCACAGUCGCAGUUGCAAG
Molecule: messenger RNA, 1393 nt
Organism: Pyricularia oryzae 70-15
Lineage: Eukaryota; Fungi; Ascomycota; Sordariomycetes; Magnaporthales; Pyriculariaceae
Product: farnesyl pyrophosphate synthase
Exons: 2
Coding region: 114-1160 (348 amino acids)
Biological process (GO): trans, trans-farnesyl diphosphate biosynthetic process
Cellular component (GO): cytoplasm
Molecular function (GO): dimethylallyltranstransferase activity; (2E,6E)-farnesyl diphosphate synthase activity
Source: RefSeq, a predicted model, not a curated record